GCGGGAUACUGGGGGGGCUGGAUGAGGGAUUCACGGUGAAGUCCAGUCACUCAGUCACACCCGCCCGAUUGCUGGGGUGUUUUCGGUUAGGAUUUGGGGAAAGAGAGCAAGCGAACCGAAGUCCCAAGAGAUAGGGACACGAAUCAGGAAUUUCCCUUUUGAGAAUAAACCCGUUUGAACGGCCCUGGACGCACAUAAAAUCACGCAACCCGUGUGUUCCUCUACACUUUAAAGCUUAACGAUUGCACUUGGAAAAUAAUAGCGGGUUUACUUGGGCAUAUCUGAGGUUUUUCAGCAAUGAACCAGUUAUAUCUAACAGUGUCUGGGGCGCAAACUAAAGCCAGAAGUUCUCAGGAACUGGGGCUGGACGGAGAAAAGUUUUUGGUUUUAUAACGUCUCCGCGACCUCUCCUCUUUCUCUCCUCUGCUUUUUUCCAGCCAUUGGAGUCCGAAAAACAGCGGAUAAACAUACCGUUACCAUUUUUUUGGCGGAUAUAGUAACUCACAAACAUCUUUGAAGGUUUUGAGUCGAUGGUUUCGAGGCUGUGGAGAUACAAAGUGAUAGUGUGAAUUUCUGGAGAUUGUACACGAGAGGAAUGCUGAGUAGAGCCGCAUGGAGAGAUGAUGCUUCUGCCAUGGCACCCAAAGGCACUUUAGUAGUUUUUGUGGUUUUGCUUUUAUGCUUUUGUACCGUUUUCAGUCAAGAACUCAAUCCGAAGGGCAGGAAUGUGUGCAAAGCUCCAGGGUUACAAGAGCUUGUGUGUUGCAGCGGAUGGGCGCAACAAGGCGAAGACUGUUUAACACCUCUCUGUGAGGGUAACUUCACUUGUAAUGAGAAUGAGGUGUGCGUACGACCGAAUGAAUGCCGAUGUCGUCAUGGGUAUUUUGGGGCAAGUUGUGACACAAAGUGCCCGCCUCAGUUCUGGGGUCCAGACUGCAAGGGCAAGUGCACGUGCCACCCCAACGGUAAAUGUGACGAUGUGACCGGGAAAUGCACCUGUUACCUCAACCGCUGGGGUAAAAACUGUGAGAAACCCUGCCAUUGUCAACAAGGGAAGUGUGACCAAGAAACCGGGAAAUGUACCUGCCACGCGGGUUUCUGGGGAGCACAGUGCAACAACAACUGUUAUUGCAGCAUCAACUCAGUGUGCGAGCAGAGCACCGGACGAUGCAUCUGUAACCCGGGCUGGUACGGGCGUAACUGUGGGGCUCAGUGCACUUGUAACAACUCACCCUGUGAGCAGUUUACAGGGCGAUGCCAGUGCAGGGAGAGGCUCUGGGGUCAACACUGUGAUCGCUACUGCCAGUGCGGAGUCCAUGGAAAGUGUAACCCGACAGAUGGCUCGUGUACCUGUAAACCCGGAUACAGAGGGAAGCUGUGCCGGGAACCAUGUCCUGCUGGCUUCUAUGGACAAAACUGCAGAAACAGGUGUGGUCACUGUAAAGGCCAGCAGCCCUGUAAAGUCACAGAGGGCCGAUGUGUGACCUGCGAGAGCGGCUGGAACGGCACUAAAUGCGAUCAGAUGUGUGCCCCGGGUUUCUUCGGAGAGAACUGUAAGGAAGAGUGUCCACCGUGCAAAGACGGCCAUCACUGUAGCCGAAUCGAUGGCAGGUGUUCACACUGCAAUCCCGGCUGGAUCGGAGAUCGCUGUGAUGUGCGCUGUCCUAACGGCACCUAUGGCGAAAACUGUGAGAAGGAUUGCAGCCAUUGUUUUAACGGAGACUGUCACUUCGUCACAGGAGAGUGUCUGUGUGACCCUGGAUUUUAUGGGACAUACUGCAACCUGACAUGUGAAUUUGGUCAGUUUGGCGUGAACUGUGCUCAGACCUGUCCAUGCCACGACAUGAACUGCAACCCGGUAUCAGGGGACUGCAAUCUACAUCCUAAUCAGCGAAUGGGAGUUAUAGCCGCAGGAACGCUGGUGACGUUUCUCUUCAUCGUCCUUCUCUCUCUGCUGUGUUGCUGUUUCCUCUGUAGCAACAAAAACAACCGCAACUCUGACCAAGAAAACUCCACUAAUAGCAAGAAAGCCAAGAUAAUCCUUUGUGGCGGAUUUAGCCGAAUCAGCACCAAACUUCCCAGAAUCCCUCUCAGGAGACAAAAACUACCCAAAGUUGUUGUAACCCAUCAUGAUCCAGAAAACACCUUCAACAGUAUUAUCGAACCACCCUCCAUUGUGGACCAACCUUCUCCAUCGUGGUCGUCGCAGGAGUCUUUCUCUUCCUGUGAGACGAGCGAAGACGACCAUCAUUACUCCCUCCCACCCAACGAAUCUAUGAAUGAGAGUUAUGAGAAAAGAGGUUCUAGUGUUACUCAAGAAAUAUCAUCAACGCCUAAUGAAGAAGAUGCUGGAGAGUACACAUCUCUCAAAGAGACGACGAAGCCAUAUGUUAAUGAUGGAUCCGAGCAGCCACUCCUGAAGUUCUCUGACAGCGAGGGGUCCACCAGCGGUUCUGAGUCAACCAUGGGGGCCGUUUAUGCUCACAUCGCUCGUCUUUCAAAACACUCCAAAGAGGAGGAGGAUAAUGCGGCACUAGAGGUCAAAGGUAACGGCAAGGUCCCGUCCCCAGAGAAGACAAAACCUCGUCCUCCAGACCCUUCAACCAAACCCAAGGUGUCCUGGAUCCACGGAAUAUCUGGAGGCAACCAAACGGAGCAAGGCCAGACUCCGACGACGCAAAAUGAGAAGAAGAAGAACUCUGGAAAGGUUGAGGAGAAACAGAAGUCAAAGGAGAAGUCGAGCAAGAACGGCGAGAAGGAUCAGGAAGGUAAGAAGGACGAAAACAAAUCUCCAAGCAAAUGCAAAACUAACAUAGCCUCUGAACACAUCAACGGAACGUUCCAGAACGCCUGGAAGAAGAUCGGAAACUUCCACUCGGACAAGAAAACCACUGACGCCGCCAAAGAUCCACCUAAAAGUCCAAAGAUCAUGCAUCCGCACAUAAACUCCGAGGCUGCUACUCUACUAGCGGCUCAGCUAAAAGAGAAAACCCAGAGCCUGAAUCGUAACGAAGGUCUCACGGUAGCAGUCAAAUCCAAUGGUGUGUCAACCCAUCAAGUCAACAAAGAAAAACCCACCCCGCCUCAAAAGACCAAACGCUCAACAACAGGGUCCAACAAACCUUUACUUCCCACCUCCAGCAACCUCCAGAAGAUGGUGGCCCCUAUUUCAGACUCAACCCCUGAGCCUACAACUCCACAGAAACAGGGGAUAAAUGGGACCAAGGUAGAAGUGGAAGGCGACGUCACACCAAAGAAAACACCGAUCAAAAAACCACCAAGGAAAAAAGGCAAGGAGGGAACGGUAGAAACAGAAAACAAAAACACUCCAAAGACGGCCAUUAUGCCUCCUCAGACUGUCAAAUAGAGUGUAGCUUUGUUUUAAAACUUAGUAAGCUGCUUUGUUACAUACAUAACUAGCUGCCUUGAAAGACUGAGUGCAUUCUGGGAUUGAUCCUGUGGUGCUGCCUUAAAAUUUGGCAUUUUGGCUUUGCAUCAGCUUACCAGGUUUUAAAACAGAGCAAGUUUUCAAAAAUGCGUCACCUUAUGCAGACUUUUGCUGUUUUGAGGAAUUGGAUGGAUAGAGCUGCUUAUAGGAUUUUAUUCUCUUUAACUCCUGAAAUAAUGACAUUUAGUGGUUUGACGUUAUUUUAUGUACAGUGUUAAAAAGGAGAAGCUGAACAAAUGUAAUGUAAUGUAAUUAGCUCAUUUUAUAAGCUUUCAUUGCUUUAGACAGUUUCUUCGGAUGCUCGCGCAUUGCUACGGUUUCAUGCCUGGCCCGAAAGUAACUUCCUGUUUGUGUUUGUUUAUCGGCCGUGGAUCUUUUGGCAGCCAGGCAAGAAUUCAAGGAUCUGUAGCUAACAUUGUACGUUCAUUUAACAUUUUGGUAACGUCGCUCGGUGUAGUAGUUGAUACGCUUGAACUAUUUGAAAUAAGGUAAUUUACUUAUUUAUUUUGCGUGUUAUCAGAAAUAAUCUUUGCGGAAGUCUACCAGGAAGUUAAAUUUGGGCCACUUGUUUAUGUUGUUGCCGCUAAAACUGUCUAUUAUAAUUUUGAACAGAUCACAGGUCGUGUUUUAAAGGUUGGAUUAUCACAAAAAAAUAACCUAAAGUAUGGUACUGACAAGGUACUGUGAGGAAUAUGCAAAAAUAUCUUCACGUUUUCUCUCAGAUGUUUAAUAUCAUAUGAAUGAUAUCAGAUCAAACUUCUCUGCUUUGCUUUUAGGAUAAUGGUCUGCUUCCAAACGUCGUAUAUCUGAUAUACCCCCAGUCACCCAAAACAUUUUGUCAUCAUUUUUCAACCUCAAGUUGUGUAUAAAUUAAUAUGUUCUGCUGAACCCAAAGGAAGCAGCGUUUUUGAGCGCCAUUAACUUCCAUAGUAUUUUUCUUUUCUACUAUGGAAGUUAAUGGUGCUUUUGUUUCCUGCUUGAUUACAAAUAGCUUCAUAUAUUUAUACAGUUUGUAACAACUUAAGGGUAAGUAAAUGAUGACAUCAUUCUCAUUUUUGGAGGAUCUAUCACUUUAAUAAUAUGAUUCUAGGUAGCACAAAGUGUUGGGUAAGUUACUCAAAAAAAUAAUUAAUUACUAGUUACUAAUUACAUUUUCAAUCAUGUAAUUAGAUUAUUUACAAAUUACUCUCUACAAAAAGUAAUUACUUAUUACUAAUUCCUUUCUAAAUCCUAUUUAGUAAAUGAUACAAAGAACUGGCUUAAAGGGACACUCCACUUUAAAAAAAAAAUAUGCUAAUUUUCCAGCUCCCCUAGAGUUAAACAUUUGAUUUUGAAUGUUUUGGAAUCCAUUCAAUCGAUCUCCGUGUCUGGUGGUAACACUUUAAGCAUAGCUUAGCACAGUGGUUUUCAAACUGCGGGCCGCAAGAUGGUGCCAGGGGGGGGCCCAGUUUUAUGACAUUUUAUGGAAUACAUUAAUUUAUCAUGAAUUCUGUGUAAUUAAACCUAAAAAAACAAGGCUACUAACCAAAAGCACUACUUUUUGUAUAAUUUAAUGUUUUUUUUUAUUAAAAUGUUGAGUUUUAGAAAGUUUUUUGUCACAAAUUUUCUUUGGGGGGCCGCGAAGGAAUGCACCGUACACAAGGGGGGCCACACGCUGAAAAAGUUUGGGAACCACUGGCUUAGCAUAAUCCAUUUAAUCUGAUUAGACCAUAAGCAUGGGUCUAAAAAACCCAAAGAGUUUUGAUAUUUUUCCUAUUUAAAACUCGAUUCUUUUGUGUGCUAAGACAGACGGAAAACUUAAAGUUGCUAUUUUUUUAGGCCGACUAACCAGUGUUGGGGAAAGUUACUUUUAAAAGUAAUCCAUUACAAUAUUAAGUUACUCCCCAAAAUGUAACUAAUUGCGUUACUUAGUUACUUUUAAUGGAAAGUAAUGUUUACGUUACUUUUAAGUUACUUCGCAUAAAGUGUGUAAUUCUAUGUUUAUACGUUCAGUUGGUAACACUUUACAAUAAGGUUCAUUAGUUAACAUUAGUUAACUGCAUUAAUUAACAUGAACUAAUAAUGAACUGCACUUAUACAGCAUUUAUUCAUCUUUGUUAAUUUCAACAAUUACCAAUACUUUUAUAAAAAUUUUGUUAAUGUUAGUUAAUGCACUGUGAACUAACAUGAACAAGCAAAUAAAGCUUUAUUUAUAUUUAGGGAUGCACCGAAUUCAGGAUUCGGAUUCGGCCGAAUACUGGGCUUUUUGACGGGGUCGGGUUCGGCCGAAUCCUAGAUUUUUUUCCCACCCAACCCUAGGCUUGCGCUACGCUGGUCGACGUCACGCGGCCGUUGAUUACACACAUCGGGUGCUGACGUGGAGAUGAGCUUUUUCUUUCGGUGAGCCUUAGGGGCUGGACACACCAAAACUUUUAAACACGGCUGAAAAUGCUUUGAGGACGCCAAAUGCCAGCUGUUUUUCAGCCGAGUGCUUGGUAGCUGUGAUGCUUCAGCUGUGAGCCGGUUGGUUGCUGUGGUAAUGUCCCGCCCCUCCUCCAUUGUAAUUGGACGGCCGUGUGAAAACUAACAUUGACGAGCGGAGCUUCUCACUCAAAGUUAAAUAUAGUUUUCAGCGCGGAGCUGCUUGCUUAUUGGAAAAACGAACGUGUCGCAGCGCAUCGCUUUCAUUAUGCAUAGGCUUAUGGUAAUUGUCAAAAUAGUUUUUCCAACUUGUCAUCCUGGCAUAAUGUAGUUAAAAUUAAAUGAAAUGAAAAAUACACUGCUGUGGACGUUGUUUACUUCAUUAAUGUGUUUUACUGUGUUAAUGGAAUAAGGAUGCGAGUAGGAUUCGGUAUUCGGUUUCGGAUUCGGCCGAAUCUUAAAUGGUGGAUUCGGCCGAACCUAAAAAAUCUGGAUUCGGUGCAUCCCUAUUUAUAUUAACUAACGUUAACAAAGAUUAAUAAAUACUGUAACAAAUGUAUUGCUCAUGGUUUGUUCAUGUUAGUUAAUACAUUAACUAAUGUUAACUAGUGAACCUUAUUGUAAAGUGUUCAGUUCAGUUAAAUGCAGUACAUUGUUUUUAACAUCAAAUUAAUUAAACUGAAAAGUAACUUGCAUUACUUUUUUAAAAAAGUAACUCAAAUAUUAAUGUGUAAUGCGUUACUUUACUUGUUACUUCAGAAAAGUAAUAUUAUUACGUAAUGCACGUUACUUGUAAUGCGUUACCUCCAACACUGCUAGUAACUAUACUCUCAUUCUGCCGUAAUAUUCAAGGACUUUGCUGCUAUACAAUGGGACUAUUUUCGGGCACUGCGUAAUAUCAUUGCGCCUGCUGCAGCCAUGUUACAGCAGCAAAGUCUUUGAUUAUUACUUCAGAAUGAGAGUAUAGUUCCUAGCCAUAUCUGCAUAGAAAAUCGCAACUUUUAAUUUUCUGUCGGUCUUAGUACAUGAUGUAACUACAGAUGAGUCAAGAUUUGAAUAGGAAACAUAUCAAAACUCUUUGAUUAUUUUUGAGCGUGAUGCUAAUGGUCUAAUCAGAUUCAAUGGAUUGUGCUAAGCUAUGCUAAAAGUGCUAGCGCCAGACCCAAAGAUCGGCUG
This is a messenger RNA of Misgurnus anguillicaudatus (oriental weatherfish), 7024 nucleotides long. It is a transcript of the gene scarf2, whose product is annotated as scavenger receptor class F, member 2. NCBI's taxonomy places the organism in Eukaryota, Metazoa, Chordata, Actinopteri, Cypriniformes, Cobitidae. Gene Ontology annotation, cellular component: focal adhesion. The record is from RefSeq and is a predicted model, not a curated record. Gene Ontology annotation, biological process: heterophilic cell-cell adhesion. Gene Ontology annotation, molecular function: scavenger receptor activity.